Messenger RNA from Trichophyton benhamiae CBS 112371, 882 nucleotides. RefSeq lists its product as uncharacterized. Bases 1 to 882 code for a protein of 293 amino acids. NCBI's taxonomy places the organism in Eukaryota, Fungi, Ascomycota, Eurotiomycetes, Onygenales, Arthrodermataceae. The transcript is spliced from 3 exons. The record is from RefSeq and is a predicted model, not a curated record.
AUGGGGCCUGACGCUCUUACCACCUCCAAGCCGAAACAGUGCUCCGAAGCCAUAUGGAAAGAUCCAGAAGUCGUGGAGGGUUACCGCUCUGCGGAAAAGGUGACCAUUGCUUUUGCUAGGUCGUUGGUCGAGCAAUCAGGUAUCUUAUCCAUUCGGAAUGAGGAGGAACCACUGUCCAUACUGGACAAUGCCUGCGGGACAGGGGCAGUCUCGGCCGUUCUGCAUGAGAUGCUUCCUGAUUGGAAGACCAAGUGCAAGUGGACGUUGACAUGUGCAGACCUGUCUGAAGCAAUGAUCAAUGUGGUCAAGGAAAAGAUAGAAGCUGAAGGAUGGGAAAACACCGACGCUGCAGUCGUGGAUAUGCAGGAGACCGGGUUGCCGGCUAACAGUUACACUCAUGUGUUUGCCGCUUUUGAGUGCCUCCGGAUUCUAAGGCCGGGUGGAACACUCGCAUUCACCACCUGGAAAAAGACCGGAUGGAGUGAAGAUAUCAAUGCUGUCAUUGCUACCAUGGCCCCUGACCUUCCACAACCUACGUCCGAUGAAUUUCUAAUGUCACUCGGCAGCGGCGAUGAAUGGCAUAAUCCCACUUGGGUUGAAGAUCAGUUGCAGAAACGGAGACUCGAAGAUAUCCAAGUACGACUCGUGCAAAUGACCAUGGCAACCAGCAACCAAUCGGAGAUCAUGCCAGCAUUGGGUCCAAUUAUGUCACAUAUACCGGCCAGAUUCUGGAACGAGGAGCUAAGGGAGAAGUACGGGCCUGGUUUUGCAUCAGCAGUCUCGGACUACUUCACAUCAACGUAUGGUGUUGAUAGGCUUAUUCCCAUGAAUUGGAUUGCCAUCGUGGCUACCGCAACAAAACCCGCUGGGAUGACGCAUUAG